UUGCAGAGUGGGGGGAAACUGAAUCGAUCACCGAGCACGCGUUGGACAAAAUCUUAGAUUAUCCGUUUUUCCAAUUAGAACAGAAUCUCACCUCUACCGAUCGAUACUCGUGACAUUGAACAUCCUGGAGAAUAUCGUACACUAUCAACCAAGUUCCAUGAAACAUUACAAUAUCAUCCGUUAUGAAUAAUGGGAAAUCUCCGAUGCGCCAGGAAGAUUGAUACCUUGUUAAAUCAUGAUCGGUCAUACAUUUCUAAGUAAACCGUCGAGCACGUGUUUUGUGACGUGUAUUGUUGUUUAAUCGUUGCAAAACAUGCUAUUAACUUUAGUCGUUAAUAGACUUUUGCACAUCGUGCGUGUUGCGAAUGGUAUUUAUUUUAAAAAAUGCUCCUGUUUGCUGUAGCAGUUUUAUGUUUGGAUUUGCGUAUUGUGAACAGCCUAAAAUGUUACGAAUGUACAAUUUCGGAUGGACCAGCAUGUGAGCACGUUCUAACCAGCGGGAAUAUCUCCAGUACCAACUGCGAAUUAUCAGUAUUCAAUGUAGACUUUACUCAAUCACGAGGAGGUGAGAAUAUUCGAUGCCUCAAAACUAUUGAAAGGAACCAAACACAUACAUUUUACACACGCAGGUGUGCGUUCAAAUCGGAAGGCAACAUAUGUGACACAAAAACCUACAAAGACACGGAGCUUUUAGAAUGUCAUUUAUGUCAAACAGAUCUCUGCAACAGUGGAACCAUGCUGAGUGUUCCAGUUAUCGUUAUAUUAAUAUUGUUUAUUUUUUCUUUGUAAUAUUUGAAGGUAUAAUAAAUAAUAAAAUGAAUUUGCACAUAUGUUAA
This is a messenger RNA of Acanthoscelides obtectus, 836 nucleotides long. The record is from the annotation of a GenBank genome assembly. Lineage: Eukaryota; Metazoa; Arthropoda; Insecta; Coleoptera; Chrysomelidae.